GAGAUCAAAGCCAGGUCAGUUGCUUGCAAAACAAGCACCCUAUCCACUAGACUGUUGCUCUGGCCCCCUGGCAUUCACAGCAUUCUUCUAGACAUUGCUCAGACCUGUCCUGCUCUCUCUAGCCUGGCCUGAUUAUGGUGAUGUCAUUACCCCCUACCCUGUUCUAGGACUAUAAAUUUCAGGAAUCAGCUUUAUUUCAGAAAGGAGCAGCAGGGCAUAACAUCCAGCCUGUUGUCUGCUCACUUCAGACACAGUGAAGAAGGAAACUCACCUGUGCCUGAAGCCAGGAGUGAAACCAGGGAAGAUUUCAGGAGCAAACAGAGUCGUGGUGGCCAUGUUCCGAGCAGAGACCUGGUUCCGGGCCCAACGGUACCUGUCUGCCACUGUACAGAGGAAUAGCUGCUGGAGAAACCCGAAGGGCUGCCUGGCUGAUCGUGUGGCCGUGGUCACAGGCUCCACCAGUGGGAUCGGCCUGGCUGUGGCCCGACGUCUGGCCCAGGACGGGGCCCACGUGGUGGUCAGCAGCCGGAAGCAGCAGAAUGUGGACCGCACUGUGGCCAUGUUGCAGGGUGAGGGGCUGAGCGUGUCCGGCACCGUGUGCCAUGUGGGGAAGGCCGAGGACCGUGAGAGACUGGUGGCAAAGGCUUUGGAGCACUGUGGGGCUGUAGACUUCCUGGUGUGCACUGCAGGGGUCAACCCCCUGGUAGGGAGCACUCUGGAAAGCAGUGAGCAGGUGUGGGACAAGAUUCUGGACAUCAAUGUGAAGUCCCCGGCUCUGCUGUUGAGCUUGCUGCUGCCCCAUAUGGAGAAGAGGGGGAGUGGAGUCGUCAUCCUGGUGUCUUCCAUUUCAGCCUACACACCAAUAGUGGAUCUGGGUGUCUACAACAUCAGCAAAACAGCUCUGCUGGGUCUCACCAGGACACUGGCGCUGGAACUGUCCCCAAAACACAUUCGGGUGAACUGCCUGGUUCCAGGCAUGAUCAAUACUGAGUUCAGCAAAGCGUUCCAAGGGUAUGAGGAUUCUGCCUGGGACCAGCUCAAGAAAACCAACAAGAUCCAGAGGAUCGGGCAGCCUGAAGACUGUGCAGGCAUCGCGUCGUUUUUGUGCUCCCCAGAAGCCAGCUACAUCACUGGCCAGAACAUCGUGGUGGCCGGCUAUUCCCCUAACCUCUGAAGAGGCUGGGUUUAGGGUGUGGGCAGGGGUGCAGACCUAUGGCUUUUAGCUAGUAGUUUCAGGCUGGCUGGGCUAGAUUCUGGGCACAAAGGCCUGGGAAGUGGCUCAAAAGUUGGCUCAGGCUUUGUAUUUAGGAGUUUUGUAUAUGACUGAGUUUGAUCCUUGAUACCACUUGGUGCCCCAAACUUCCCCUGGAGUAACCUGCAAACACGGUGGUAGGAACCACUGAGCACUGCAGGAUUUGCUCUCUUUAUUCCCUUGCCCCCUGCACUCCACAAAAUCUAUGGAAAGAAGGCCAGGGAAAUGGCCUAAAGGGUUGUGGUUGGUGGGGAUGUAGGUUUGUGCAAGAGCACUUGCUCUGCACGUGUGUAUCCCAAGCACUGUGAAAAAAUUAAAAAGCCAAAA
Suncus etruscus (white-toothed pygmy shrew) is the source of this 1579-nucleotide messenger RNA. RefSeq names its product dehydrogenase/reductase SDR family member 2, mitochondrial-like. The coding region runs from base 335 to 1174 and encodes 279 amino acids. Gene Ontology annotation, molecular function: carbonyl reductase (NADPH) activity. NCBI's taxonomy places the organism in Eukaryota, Metazoa, Chordata, Mammalia, Eulipotyphla, Soricidae. The transcript is spliced from 9 exons. The record is from RefSeq and is a predicted model, not a curated record.